Arabidopsis lyrata subsp. lyrata is the source of this 526-nucleotide messenger RNA. Its product is annotated as nucleolin 2. Lineage: Eukaryota; Viridiplantae; Streptophyta; Magnoliopsida; Brassicales; Brassicaceae. The record is from RefSeq and is a predicted model, not a curated record. Gene Ontology annotation, molecular function: nucleic acid binding. The transcript is spliced from 3 exons. The coding region runs from base 89 to 487 and encodes 132 amino acids.
UUCGUCGUGGUGGUCGUCCUCUGAAAUCCCUAAAAUCGGAGGAAAAAAUAUAUUGAUCCUAGGGUUAUCGACUCAUCUCAACCUCGCCAUGGACAUGGGUAUGUUCAGUCAGCCACCUCCCGUCUACGGAGACUUGCAAGGGAUGAACUUUUUUGCUUCUAAUCCUGAGAUGAAAGCCUUUUUUGAGAAACCAAGACGCAGUUGGGUUAUUGACGUUGAGGGCUUCGACACUUCGGUUCCUGCGGAUGAGAUGGAGGAGGCGUUGAUCAAUCAUUUCAAGUCAUGUGGAGCAAUCCUUAGGGCUUCUGUCCGGAGACAUCCUGACAACGGCCUUGCUAAUAUCGUCAUGGUCGGAGACGACGCUGAUGAGAAGGUGAUGCAACUUAAUGGAACUGAAUUGGGAGGAAAGAAACUUGUUGUUAAGGCCAGGCCGUAUCCCAGAAUGGAUUAUAGGCAUCUUAAUCUUCCUUUUGCCUCCUCAUCAUAAAUUUGGAUCGAGGUACAAUGCAACCUGCUUUGUUUUUAU